Molecule: messenger RNA, 1197 nt
Organism: Linnemannia hyalina
Lineage: Eukaryota; Fungi; Mortierellomycota; Mortierellomycetes; Mortierellales; Mortierellaceae
Source: the annotation of a GenBank genome assembly
AUGCCACCAGCAGACCUUAACAGGUCAAAAAUCGACUUCCAAAAGUACUACUUCUACGGCACAAUUCUCAAUGUCCCUCCCAUCCUGCUCAUGUACCCCAUGAGGACCGUCCGUCUCCUCCAGCAACGCAAGUCCUCCGUUCCGGUCUCGUCCUCCAUCUUUAAAGUCAUCAGGGACGUCCAACAAAAAAACGGAACUCGAGCCCUCUUUGCCGGUGCCACCGUUUUCAGUCUCGGUCUCACUACGACAAAGAUCCUUCAGUUUGCGACGUACGACUUUUUGUCACAGAAGACCAAGGAGAACGACUACUUUGAGAUUGAGGUUCUGAAGAGCCCCAGUGUCCUGAGUGGAGUCCUUGGCACUUUCUCCGCCGUGAUCACUACUUUCUUUGUAGUACCUUUUGACAUGGUCUCCCAACAGAUCACAAUUGCCAAGGCUGGAGCCGACGGCAGCUUAGCCAGCGCAGCAGCACUACCAACAACAGCCGCAUCGGUGGCACCACCAUUAACACCCACAACACCCUCACCCUCUUCAACAGCAGUCAAAUCAAAACUCCCCAUCUACGUCGCAGGGUCCUUUGAACCUCUCCAACCACCACAACCCAUGCCCAUCUCUGAAUCACUCAAGCUACAGUUCAAACAGGAAGGGUUCCGGUUUUUAUUCCGGGGAUAUUGUGCAACACUGAUGUCGACAAUCCCCUUCUUUGCGGCCUACUUCCCUGCAUAUGAAUACUCCAGGGUCUGGGUCAAGGACGGGAUCAACUAUAUGCGGACCAUGGAUUUCAAUAAGGACAAGGAGACGCCCUUCCCUCCACCAGAGCUCCAUCAAUUGAUCAUCUCAGCCCUCGCAGGAUGUUGCGCCUCACUUGCAGGAGUCAUGAUCUCGUCCCCGAGCGACAUGGUCAAAACCCGUAUCCAAACCGAGCAGCGACUUCAGCCCACCAAUGGCACCGGCGUCAAGUUACCCCUGCCGUCACUUAAAUGGAUAGACGUCUUUAUGGAGAUCUGGAAGAAGGAAGGGUUCAUGAAGUUCUUCUCGGGCACUAAGCCCAGAGCCAUCUUGGCGGUUCCUGGAGGCGCUCUUAACUUUGUGAUCUUUGACUUUGUCCGAUCGGUCAGCAUCAUCCAUGAUUCCGACGACAUGAGGUCGCUCUCUCUCCCUCUCCCCUCUACCGCCAGCAACGAAGCCCUUUACUAA